This is a messenger RNA of Ficedula albicollis (Collared flycatcher), 1408 nucleotides long. It is a transcript of the gene PTX4, whose product is annotated as pentraxin 4. NCBI's taxonomy places the organism in Eukaryota, Metazoa, Chordata, Aves, Passeriformes, Muscicapidae. The annotation marks the transcript as partial. The record is from RefSeq and is a predicted model, not a curated record. The transcript is spliced from 3 exons.
GGGGUGCGGCGCCUGGAGGAGCAGUUUCUCCGGCUCCAGGAGGUGACACUGAACCAUCUCCAGAGCAUCGCCAGCAACUACAACAUCUCCUACAACAUCGAUGGACGUUUCCAGGCUCUGGCGGAGCAGGCGGAGGCGGCCGACGCUGCCCGGGCCGCCCUGGGUGCCGAGCUGGCCCGCCUGGCCACCGCUGGCCGGCGGCUGCACCGCAGGCUGAAGAGGCUGGAGGGGACACGGAGGCGGUGGCGGCAGCACCGGCGGCAGGAAGGGCUCUGGCUGCCGGCUGAUGCCGGGGCUGGCGGAGCACCGGGGGAGGAUGAGGACACCCCUCGCGAUGCAGCACCAGGACCCCAGACCACGGCACCGGCGCUCCCCACGGUCCCCCAGGAGCAGCCCCCGGUCCCGCAGCAGCCCGGCGAGGGCGGGUACAGCCCCCCCGCCCCGCUGCCCACCUCCCCCGCCUGCCGCACCGGUGCCGUCCUGCUCUUCCCCAGCACCUCCGCUGAGCACAGGGCCGUCCUGCGGCUGGGGCCACACCGGGGGCUGCGGGCGAUGUCACUCUGUGCCUGGCUGGCCACCCCAGCCCCUCGCCUCGGUGCUCUCCUCUCCUACGCUCACGAGGACGGGCACAGCGAGCUGGCCGUGCGUGGCCAUGGUGGCGAUCGCCCCGGCUCUGCACGUUUCAUCCUGGGGGACGGGCAAUUUCGGGAGCUCCCGGUGGUGCCGCUCCUGGAUGGCAAAUGGCACCACCUGUGCCUCACCUGGUCCUCCGGCCAGGGCCAGUACCGCUUCUACGUGGACAGGAGGCUGCUGGCUGCCGGCUCCCGCUUCCAGCAGGGCUAUGAAAUUCCCGCUGGCGGCUCGCUGGUGCUGGGCUGGGAGCAGGACGGCCCCAACAUGGACUUGGGCACUGCAGAAGCUUUUGUGGGUCACCUGGCUGGCUUCGCUCUCUGGAGACGGGCUCUCCUGCCCGGGGAGGUGGCCAGAAUGGCGACCGGGCGGGGGCUGCCCCGUGGCCCCCUCCUCUCUCUGGCCGAUGCCUCCCUGCAGGGCGGGGUGCGGAGGGUGGCGUGUCCCUGCCUCCAGCGCUGCCUUUGACAGGCUGACAGCAGGAAUGGUGCUGGCUACCUGCGGUCACGGCUGGCUCAUGGUGCCGCUUCCCACACGAGCUGAAUCCUCCCAGGGUGACGGGACACCCAGCAGGGAGGGCGUCUCAGGACCGGCACCAUCGGAGGAGGGAAAAAGGGAAAGGGGUCUUGGCAGCCAGUACGGCAGAGGUGGGACCAAAGCCAGAGGAUGUACUGCCCAUCGUUCCUAUUAAAAUGCUCCGAACAUUAGGGGAAACAUAAUUUAUCUGUCCUGGUCAUUCACUGCAACUCACAGUGCCGCUCACAGCCGGGCAGGAGCU